This is a messenger RNA of Lates calcarifer (barramundi perch), 871 nucleotides long. It is a transcript of the gene ccl19a.1, whose product is annotated as chemokine (C-C motif) ligand 19a, tandem duplicate 1. Gene Ontology annotation, biological process: positive regulation of ERK1 and ERK2 cascade; inflammatory response; cellular response to interleukin-1. Lineage: Eukaryota; Metazoa; Chordata; Actinopteri; Centropomidae. Gene Ontology annotation, cellular component: extracellular region. Gene Ontology annotation, molecular function: CCR chemokine receptor binding; chemokine activity. The transcript is spliced from 4 exons. The record is from RefSeq and is a predicted model, not a curated record. Bases 122 to 454 code for a protein of 110 amino acids.
GCGAGCCAGUCACCUCACUUCCUUUGCCACUGUAGGUGUUGAAAGGAGAAACAGGCUCUCCAUCAGCCAGUCAGCCACCUCUGAGACGACCAGACAACCCUCACCAGCUCAGCGACCAGACAUGGCUCCGUGGGGUGAUGCAAAACUCGUCUUCUGCUUCCUCCUCAUCACCUGCUGCUGCACAGAGGUGUUAGGGCAGAUGGCUAUGGACUGCUGCCUGACUGUCAAAAACAAAACCAUCGAACAACAGCUGAUCAUAGACUACCAUCAACAGUCCAGUGGACAGGGCUGCGCCAUUGAUGCCAUGAUUUUGGUGACCAGAAAAGGCAAGAAUCUCUGCACGCCCGCUGAUGAGCUCUGGGUCCACCGUGUGGUGAGCCAUGUGAAUCAGCUGAAGAAACAGUGCAAGAAAAGAUUCCAGAAGCUUCGCUGCAAGGGAGUGAAGCUUGAGUGAACUGGGACCGACCUGUGACCCCCCAUCAGCCAGAGCAACAACACCAAUGAGCCGCUGCAAGUCAGGGAGCAGUUUAAAUCAAAGUGAUUGAAACAAUAAGUCAGGAUAAUCACAGUUACUCCUUCUAUUUCUAAAGAGCUCUUUUUCUAUUUCAACUUUGUCUUUUAUAAAGCUAUGUUAAUUUGAGUUGCAAAAAUAAAUAAAUAUGUAUAUAUAUAAAAACAUUGUGAAGGAUUUUUUAUCUAUUUUAUGGAGUUUAUGUUUUAAAAGACGAGGAAAUUCAAAAUGUGAAUCUGUAAGAUUGUAUCUCACUAAAAAUAUUUUAAACAGCUAAACAACUCAGGCAGUGCCACUUUUUUGCUUGUAUGAAUUUCUUUUACAGUUUUUUCAAAUAAACCCUGUGUUUUUUCCCCCAAA